UCAUUUUUAGAAUAUAAGUUAAAACUUAAAUUCUUUAAUUUCUGUGAAUCCUAUAGUUUCCAUACGAAAUGAAUAUUGAAAAUUAGGUUUACAUUGGGAUAUUUGUUAGUCACUGCAUUCAGAUUCAUUUCAAACAAAAAUAUAACCUUAAACAGAUUAAGACCAACAAGAAAAUAUAGAAAACCAUGGCAAAUUUAAAUAAAGCCUUUUUACAAACUUCAACACCAUUUCUUAUUGCUAAGCGAUUCCGAGGGAAGAUUAACAUUCAGAAGCCACGAAAGCCUCAUUUUGAAAAACAACUACUAUUAGAUUUAUCUAAACCCUUUUUCGGUCCUCGCAAAAAUACAUUACCCGAAAUAUCGCUCUGCGAAAAGGGUAAAAAGGAAUGGGCCAAAAUAGAGAUCGACAAUCCUUUCGAAAGGAUUUUGGCCAGGGAAUGUCUGGAGUGGUUCAAUACUUCCAAGAUGGUAGUAUUUAUUCAUGUGAAUUCUAUAAGCAUGGAAGAGAAGACACCUGUGUAUGCUGCAUUGAAAAAGAACAAUAUGCAUUUAAGGACGUAUGGAAAAAAAAUUGUGAAAAUGGCUACAACUGGAACUCGCUAUGAAGCUGUGAAUCAUCUUUUUACAUCACAUCAGAACGUAAUUUUUGGACAGCCAGAAAAUUCAGCAAAAAUGUUUAACAUUCUCAAAAAGGCACCUCAGUUGAUUGUAAUGGGUGGAAUAAUCCAAGAUAAGCUUUUGUCAAAGAAUGAGCUGGUUGAGUUUAGUAAGUUACCUAAUCUCGAAGUAGCGAGAAGCCAACUCUGCUCGAUACUCCAAAGUGCUGGGUCCAGUAUUGUUGGACAACUUAAUCAGAGUCAGCAGAUGCUCGUUGGCCAUCUUGAAAAACAUGUGGAAAUACAGAACAGUUCAAAAGCUGAUAGUUCUCCUAGCCAAGACAAUGCAGAAGAUAGCCCCGCAAGCUGAAGUAGAUGGUUAUAGAUUACUUUAUACUACAUAAAUACCAAUGGUUAGUUUAUUGUUGUAAUAUAUUAUUAAAAUAUA
Aricia agestis (brown argus) is the source of this 1043-nucleotide messenger RNA. It is a transcript of the gene mRpL10, whose product is annotated as 39S ribosomal protein L10, mitochondrial. The transcript is spliced from 3 exons. NCBI's taxonomy places the organism in Eukaryota, Metazoa, Arthropoda, Insecta, Lepidoptera, Lycaenidae. Gene Ontology annotation, molecular function: structural constituent of ribosome. The coding region runs from base 186 to 965 and encodes 259 amino acids. Gene Ontology annotation, cellular component: mitochondrial large ribosomal subunit. Gene Ontology annotation, biological process: translation. The record is from RefSeq and is a predicted model, not a curated record.